This is a messenger RNA of Lithohypha guttulata, 741 nucleotides long. RefSeq names its product copper chaperone (gene CCS1). Gene Ontology annotation, cellular component: cytoplasm. The transcript is spliced from 2 exons. Lineage: Eukaryota; Fungi; Ascomycota; Eurotiomycetes; Chaetothyriales; Trichomeriaceae. Gene Ontology annotation, molecular function: superoxide dismutase copper chaperone activity; copper ion binding. Gene Ontology annotation, biological process: superoxide metabolic process. The record is from RefSeq and is a predicted model, not a curated record. The coding region runs from base 1 to 741 and encodes 246 amino acids.
AUGGCCAUCGCACCCAUCCAACCUUUUCAGACAACAUUCGCCGUGCCAUUACAUUGUGAUGGCUGUGUAAAAGAUGUGUCUGGUGCUCUCAACAAGCUGGAUGGCAUAUCGAAAGUCGACGCCGACCUGAAGAACCAACUCGUAUUCAUCGAAGGCACAACACCUCCUUCACAGAUUGUCUCCGCGAUUGAGGCGACAGGGCGAGAUGCUAUAUUAAGAGGUAGCGGAAAGUCAAAUAGCGCCGGAGUUUGUAUUCUGGAAACACAUGCGAAGGUGAAAGAUCCAGUAAAAGGCCUGGCAAGAAUGGUUGAGGUGGGAAGUGGUACCACGUUGAUAGAUCUCACGAUCAAGGGCUUAACGCCUGGCACGUAUCAUGCCACGGUUCGCGAACGAGGUGACAUAACUCAAGGGGCAGCUUCCACAGGCGGAAUAUGGGAAGCUCUCAAGAAUGCCGCAGGCUUCAAGACUUCGCGUGGGUUCUUUGGCGAGAUAAAGGUCGGCCAAGACGGGAGAGGGAGCGCGUUCUUGGACAAGCCAUUCUCGGUAUGGGAAAUCACUGGACGGAGCAUGGUUGUCUCGAGGAAUGCUGACGGCCCAUUUGCUGACGAUGAUGCCGAUAUCUUGGUGGGUGUGAUUGCCAGAAGUGCUGGUGUCUGGGACAAUGAUAAGACAGUUUGCUCCUGUUCAGGCAAAACUGUUUGGGAAGAACGCAAGGAACAGCAGAACCGAGGUAUGCUGUAA